Molecule: messenger RNA, 431 nt
Organism: Cylicostephanus goldi
Lineage: Eukaryota; Metazoa; Nematoda; Chromadorea; Rhabditida; Strongylidae
Source: the annotation of a GenBank genome assembly
AUGGCUCUAUUCUUCAACUUCAUGGUAAUCUUGGGUCUUAUAUUUUUCGCCAUGGCUACUGCUAUGAAGGCACAACGUCACAAAGUAGCUUACAAAUUCUAUAAAGAGCCCAGUGCCCUUGUCUUCGAUGAAAUUGCUGUGAUCUCUAACACGCAAGAGUGCAACGACAUGGCGAGAGUACUUGCUGUGGAAAACUACAGUGUACCUGCUAUCGCGCUGGCAAUGCAAAUUUGCGUGGCUACUGUAGAACCAGAAAGAGGAGGAUUCGGAGGCUCCUCUACCGUCGCAUAUGUAGAUCUGUACGUUUUGGUCGUCACUUCAAGUGAUCUAAACGGACCUGAGGACCUGGGUAGUACUAAGAUGAACUUACAAACCGCUUUUCACUCCUGCUAUAUAAGAGCGCUGACAUGUGAGCAGAUGUCGCGCUGAUC